Molecule: messenger RNA, 2334 nt
Organism: Hirsutella rhossiliensis
Lineage: Eukaryota; Fungi; Ascomycota; Sordariomycetes; Hypocreales; Ophiocordycipitaceae
Product: sulfate permease family domain-containing protein
Exons: 4
Coding region: 1-2334 (777 amino acids)
Biological process (GO): transmembrane transport
Cellular component (GO): membrane
Molecular function (GO): sulfate transmembrane transporter activity
Source: RefSeq, a predicted model, not a curated record
AUGACAGGAAGUCGGCCCUCGCGCAGCCGCGAGAACUCGGCCUCCAACGGUCAUCGUCCGCUGCAGCCGAGCGCACUGCGCCAGAGCCACACCCCCCCUGUCGUCCGUCGCGCCCACAGCCAGGGCAGCGAUGCCGCCUCGCGCCGUCCAAUGGUCGACGGGCCAGCCGGCGAGUCGACGCCGCUCGUUGCCAACGGUGCCCAGCGGUGCAGCGUCCAUCCCGGCGUCUGCAACCACGGCACCUUUAGUCCCCGCCCGUCCAGUCCGACGAAUGGCCUCGGCGGCGGCAACGGCGAUGCCAUGGGCUCGGGCGCCUCGGUCGUCUCGCUCGAUAGCACGGCUUCUCAUCUCGGCGGCACGGACGACUGGAAGAGGUGGCUCAAGGCCAGGAUGCGGACUAAGAAGAUGGACCAGAGCAGCCAGCUCGCCCAGCAGGCCGGCUUUCGAUUCACGCCCUUGAUGUACUUGGCCUACUACAUCCCCUUCUUCAACUGGAUCGGGCAGUACAAAAUGUCCUACCUCAAGGGCGAUCUCAUCGCUGCCUUGACCAUGGCCUCCUUCUACCUGCCCAUGGGCCUCUCUCUCGCCUCCAAUCUCGCUCACGUCCCGCCCAUCCACGGGCUCUACUCGUUUGUCUUCAACCCCUUCGUCUACGCCCUCUUGGGCUCGUGCCCGCAGAUGGUCGUCGGCCCGGAAGCGGCAGGCUCCCUUCUCGUCGGCAGCGUCGUCCAGCACAGCGUCGACUCAGGCCACGGCUCCGAGAAUGACGCCCUUCUCCACGCCCAGGUUUGCGGCGUGGUCGCCGGCAUGGCCGGGGCAACCAUCCUCAUCGCCGGUCUGGCCAGGCUGGGCUUCCUGGACAGCGUGCUGAGCAGGCCGUUCCUGCGAGGCUUCAUCAGCGCCAUUGGGUUCGUCAUCGCCGUCGACCAACUGAUUCCCGAACUGGGGCUCAACGACCUCGCAGACGAUACCAGAGUCAGCCACGGCAGCAGCGUCGACAAGAUACGCUUCAUGAUCGAACACGCCGGCGACGUCCAUCACUUAACAUUUGCCAUUGCCGGCAUCAGCUUCCUCGUCAUCAUGACCUGUCGUGAACUCAAGAAGCGGCUCGAGCCACGUUUCCCCUCCGUCGUCUUCAUCCCCGACCGAUUCCUUAUCGUUGUCGCGUCUGCCAUUCUCUGUGCCCACUUCAGAUGGGAUGAGCAAGGAGUCGACGUCCUCGGCACCGUCAGGGCCGCCACUGGCAACCUCUUCGUCUUUCGCUGGCCCUUUCAGCUCUCGCACAUGCGCCACAUCCGUGACGCCAUGUCAACGUCGUUUCUCAUCGCGUUGCUCGGCUUCUUCGAGUCGUCCGUGGCAGCCAAGAGUCUCGGGGGCAGUGACACGAUCCAGGGCAUGGAGCUGAGUGCCAACCGCGAGAUGAUUGCGCUAGGCGUCGCCAACCUGGUGGGAGCCAGCUUCAUGAGCUUGCCUGCAUUUGGAGGCUACGGGCGAAGCAAGGUGAACAAGUCGACGGGCGGCAAGAGCCCGAUGAGCUCCAUUUUCCUGAGCUUGAUUUCCCUGCUGUCCAUCCUGUUUCUCCUGCCCCAGUUUUACUACCUACCGAAGCCCGUGCUUUCGGCCAUGAUUUCCGUGGUGGCGUGGUCGCUGAUAGAAGAAGCACCCCACGACAUCUCAUUCUUCGUGCGUAUCGGUGGCUGGAAGGAACUGUCGCUCAUGGCCAUCAUAUUUCUCUCGACCAUAUUCUACUCGCUCGCCCUGGGCAUAGCUCUCGGCGUGGGCAUCUCCAUCCUGCUCGUCAUCAAGCACAGCACGAGGCCUAGGAUCCAGAUCUUGGGCCGCAUCCCAGGCACAAACCGCUUCGAAAACGCCGAGGCGGACAACCCGAGCCUGGAGUUUAUCGAAGGGUGCCUCAUCGUCAAGAUCCCCGAGCCACUGACCUUUGCCAACACCGGGGAGCUCAAGGCGCGGCUGCGCCGGCUCGAGCUGUACGGGACGUCGAGGGCGCACCCGGCGCUGCCGCGGAUACGCAGUCAAGAGUCGAACCGCAACAUCAUAUUCGACAUUCACGGGGUGACGUCGAUGGACGGGUCUGGGACCCAGGUCCUGGAGGAGAUUGUGCAGAGCUACCGGGCGCGCGGGGUGCGCGUCUUCUUCUCUCGUGGGCCGUCCCGACGCAAUCACCCGGUAUGGCAUCUCAUGGAGCGGAGCGGCAUCGUGGCGCUGUGCGGCGGUGAGUCGCACUUUGUCAUGGACGUGGAGGAGGCGCUGCGCUGGACAGAGUACGAGGAGAGCAUCGGGCAGAGGAGCGGCACCAGCAGCGCUCAGGAUUAG